UGCCCCUGCUCUCAGACGUCACCGGCACCACCGGAGAGGCUGGAGCAGACGGCGGGACCUCAGUUGACACCUUGACACAUUUGCAACACACAUACAUCCCCAGACCAUGCCAUAAGAACAACAAACCGGGGACACGCCGCCGCACUGCGAACCCAAGGAGGUCUUCUGUUGCUGCUGCUGCUGCUGCCCGGGAAUGUCCUCCGUGCAGCCACGAACAUGAAGCGCAAGAGCGAGAGGAGAAGAGCCGAGUCGAGGAAAAAGCGCUGUGCAGCUCUCAGCAGCUCAGAGGCGGAGCCAACCUCUGAUGUUUACACUGAUAUAACAGAUCAACUGUAUUUCGCCAUUCUAAAGCAAAAGAUCAAGAGCACAGCUGAUCGACACUGUUUCUGCAUAGAUGAAGAGCUGGCAUAUGAGAACUUCUAUGCGGACUUUGGUCCCCUUAACUUGGCCAUGUUUUAUCGCUUCAGCUGCAAGCUGACAAAGAAGCUCAAGUCUAUUACACUCUCAAGGAAGAAGAUCAUAUUCUACACCUGUGGAGAUCAGAAGAAGCAAGCCAAUGCUGCCUAUCUCAUUGGCUCAUAUGCAGUGAUGAAUCUAGACAUGAUGCCGGAGGAUGCCUACAGUCUGCUUGUGUCAAGGAACUCAACCUAUAUUCCAUUCAGAGAUGCGUCAUUUGGAUCCUGCAUGUACAAUCUGAAUAUCCUAGACUGCCUUCGUGGUGUUCACAAGGCUCUGCAGUACGGCUGGCUCGACUUCUCCAACUUUGACGUGGAAGAAUAUGAGCACUAUGAGAGGGCAGAAAAUGGAGACUUAAACUGGAUCAUUCCAGGAAAGUUCCUUGCGUUCAGCGGGCCUCAUCCAAAGAGCAAAAUAGAGAAUGGGUAUCCUUUACACGCUCCUGAGGCAUACAUCCCAUACUUCAGGAAUCACAACAUCACCGCUGUCAUCAGACUCAACAAAAAGAUGUAUGACGCCAGGCGUUUCACUGAAUCUGGCUUUGAGCACCACGAUCUGUUCUUUGUGGACGGGAGCACGCCAAACGACUCCAUCGUCAGGAAGUUCCUAAACAUCUGUGAGAACGCAGAAGGAGCCAUCGCUGUCCACUGCAAAGCUGGUUUGGGCAGGACUGGCACUCUGAUUGGCUGUUACAUGAUGAAACAUUACGGCCUGAGUGCUGCCGAGGCCAUUGCCUGGAUACGGAUAUGCAGGCCAGGGUCCAUCAUUGGGCCUCAGCAGAACUUUGUUGAAGAUAAGCAGAACAGUCUUUGGGCUGAAGGAGAUGUUUUCCGGGAGAAGAUGCAAAACGAAUGUGAGAAUGGCAAGACGGCUGUAACCAGGAUCCUGUCUGGUGUGGAUGACAUAUCCAUCAACGGGAGCAACAAGAACAGGGCAUCCAAUAAAGAGGAAAUGGACCUGUAUAAUGAUGAUGAGGAGAGGACUGGCCUUACACAGGGUGAUAAACUGCGAGCCCUGAAGAGCAAGAGGCAGGCCAGAUCAUCCUCAGGUUCACUAUCACAAGAAGAGAAUAAAAUCCACACCAGGUCAUCAUCACAGUCCCCAAGCAGGGUCAUAUUGCAGGCCAGUGUUCAGGGCGGCAACCCAUUGGCUCUGUCUGACCAAUCAGACAGCAGGAAGAGGACCAGAUCCUCACUGCCCGCCAGCGGAGGAAGCUCCCUGAGCCACACCAGGCUGGUCAGGUCUCUAGGAAACUUGCAUGUAGUGUCUGGAGACAGGGACCCCAUGUGUUGGGAGCCAUGUGGCAGCCAUAGAGACACAGCCAGUGCUAUGGCCAACACAGGCCCUCUCAUCAACUUAAACAUGGCACAGGUCCACCUGCAGACACACUGUCUCCAGAGGAUGUAAAGCUCGCAGCUCUUUGCAAUCAAUUCGAUUUUCCAGGUUAUGUCAUUCCAUACCCAAAGCUAGAGCUCCUCUGCUCCGGUGAGCCGAUCUGGAAACACUGAGGAACUUCACAUGAAAUCCAACCUCUACACAGCUGUACUAGCAUUUUAAUUAAGUUUGAAACAAACAUUUAACAACUUGAUGUGACAUGUAAAUCAUUUUAUAGACUUUUAUUACAAGUUAUUUUACCCGUAAGGCACUUUUGUUUUAUAUUUUUUACAAAGCAUCAAUACAUACAGAUUUAUAAUCAUUGCCUGGUUGUUCCUACUUAUUGAAGCAUGCUGUAGCAAACUAGCAUGUGAAUCUAAAAGAUAUCAUCCUAAAUGAGCACUGUGCAGCACCUUUUCUACUUCAAAAAUGCGAUAUGUAGAUUCUUUUAGGAGUACGGCCUAAAAACCUGCUCUUGGUCCUAUGAGAAGGCAGUAUACAGGUGGUAGAACAACAAAGUCCAUCACAAGAUACAUACUGUGCUCAUCUGUACCUCCACUCUCCAUACUUGUGAAGCUUUCAGCUACUGUAUUUCAAGACUGUAAAUAAGACUGUCAAUUUGAUAUACUCAGUUUGUAUUUUUUAACUAUUUUGUACUAUGUUUAAAUCAUGCUAUGAAAUAAUUGUAUGGUCCUAACGGGGCUUUGUCCAACUCAUGUUCAUAAUCCACUGAGAACAUUAGCUUAAAGCACAUACUAUAGAAUCAGACUUUUCAAAUUUAACUGUACUGGCUUUUAGUCUUUGUAGCAAAUGCUUAUUAUAACAAGAUGCAUUAAACAGUUUCAAGUU
Notothenia coriiceps (black rockcod) is the source of this 2679-nucleotide messenger RNA. RefSeq names its product cell division cycle 14B (gene cdc14b). The record is from RefSeq and is a predicted model, not a curated record. The coding region runs from base 217 to 1863 and encodes 548 amino acids. The transcript is spliced from 16 exons. Gene Ontology annotation, biological process: protein dephosphorylation. NCBI's taxonomy places the organism in Eukaryota, Metazoa, Chordata, Actinopteri, Perciformes, Nototheniidae.